AUGACCACUCUUAUCGACCUAGGCCUCUCCACGGCUCUUAUUUUGAUUGACAACCAAGCGGGCUUUACAAACCCGGCCACCAUUUCUCAUUGGGGUACUAGUCGUUCCAACCCUCUCUAUGAAGCGAAUCUCCAAGCCCUCCUUUCCGCCUUUCGGACAGCACGUUCCUCGUCUUCUACGCCACUGGAAGUGAUACAUGUUUUCCAUUCCUCUGAUUCUCCAUCAUCUCCAUUUCAUUCCUCGCAUCCAUCGGGAGGAAUCAAACCGCUGGAAUUCUCAAAACCGGCAGCGGAUGGUUCGGAACCUGUGUUCUGGAAGAAUGUCAAUUCCUCAUUCAUCGGUACUGGCCUUGAAUCUUAUUUGCGGCGCAAAGAAAUUCGACAAAUUAUCAUUGCUGGCUUGACCACCGAUCAUUGCGUUUCGACAACAGUCCGGAUGGCUGCCAACCUAGGCGUUGUUGAUCGGUUUCUAGACGAUGAACCCCUCCGAUUUAGAGCAGAUGGUACCCGAGAGAAUGAAGUCCGUGUUGAGAAAGGACGUAUUAUUCUAGUUGACGAUGCCACUGCGACCUUUGGUAAGGCCGGAAUAGAUCCAGAAACAAUUCAUAAGGUUUCAAUUGCCAGCCUUGAUGGUGAAUUUGCUGAUGUGCUUGGGACUAAGGAAGUUGUGGAGGCCCUGGGCACAAUCCACAACUGA
Molecule: messenger RNA, 696 nt
Organism: Penicillium macrosclerotiorum
Lineage: Eukaryota; Fungi; Ascomycota; Eurotiomycetes; Eurotiales; Aspergillaceae
Product: putative isochorismatase family hydrolase
Exons: 1
Coding region: 1-696 (231 amino acids)
Source: RefSeq, a predicted model, not a curated record